AUGGAGCUUGUUCCGUUUCUGAUUCUUCUCUUGUGGAUGCUGGAAGAUUUGUGGCUGAACCAUAUCUGUUCCCAAGAUGGCGCCUGUUGCCAUUUGGCCGUGCGAUUGAGUCCAGGCGCUGCUCACGGGCGUGGCGGCGCGCGAAGUCGGCCUCGCCGGGCGGGAAACGAGCCCCAGCCAAGCUGUGGUGCCCUGCCGUUAAUAUUGAGGAUGUGGCAUCCUAUUCCGGACAAUCAUGCGGUCCAGAAUCUGGAGCUUCCAAUAAAUAACAAUUCGGGAACUGGGAACUGGGAACUGAGCGCAUCGAUAGUUACAUUUCAGCAGGGUCGUCCUGUCACCGCUCAAACGAACCGUCACCGCUCAAUCCCAACCGUCGUGACCAUCUCCGAGUUACCAAACCUGGUAGUGCCGGACCCGGUCCUUGAUCCUGAUCCUGAUCCUGAUCCUCGUCCGAUUAUGAUGCCAUGAAGCGAUGGGCUUGGUCUGCGAGAGUUGGGCAUCAGAGAGGGGGGCAGCGAAGGACAUGUCGAUUGGCCAUAUGGUGACUUUGAAUGCCA
Hyaloscypha bicolor E is the source of this 557-nucleotide messenger RNA. RefSeq lists its product as uncharacterized. The record is from RefSeq and is a predicted model, not a curated record. The transcript is spliced from 3 exons. Lineage: Eukaryota; Fungi; Ascomycota; Leotiomycetes; Helotiales; Hyaloscyphaceae. The coding region runs from base 1 to 468 and encodes 155 amino acids.